AUCAGUAUCAGAAGUUCGCACAAAUUCGUAGGUGGCACAAGCCUAGAAUAUUGUAUGAAAAUAGCAUUCACUUCCAUCCGUUACCACAGAUAUUGAUUAGGGACUAAUCUCUACCUCCUAGAUCAGCGGUUCUCUAUCUUUUCCUUGAGUGGUACCCCAUCAGAUCUUUGCAUAGCUUGUAAUCAGUGGUGUAUGAAGUGUCCCAAGAUUAGUGAGAAUUUCGAAGUUUUUAUAUCGAUACCUAGAAAACAUUUGAAUGUUUACGUUGGACAGCAUCCGAUAUCCAUGUGUAGAAUUACUGAUUCCCCAAUAUCGAAUCAAAUUAGUGAUACCCUGGAAGAUAUUCGUUACAACAACGGUUGAUGGAUAGAUUUACAAAUUCGUGAAGAAACCCAAUUUAGUUCGAAGAAUCUACAGUUCUAGUCACAGAUAUCUGGUCACGUAAACCUUAGAAAUUGGAGAUAAGUUAAGUUUAUAGAAGCAUAUGUUUGUGGUCUAUUGUCAUCAAUAUACUGCUAAAAAUAUAGACACUUCCGAAGGAAGGGUCAAAACAAGCAACAAUGGUAGACCCUAUACCGUCGAUUAUGAAAGACUUCGGAACGUGGCAGCUCAGAGCGGUGCUGCUGAUAUAUUUGAGCAAAAUUCCGGCGGCGUGGUUGAUGGCGUGUUUGAUUUAUACCGGACCGGCCCCCAAGACCGGUGAUUUCUACUGCAAGCCGCCCGUAUCAGUGGAAGUUCAAUUUAACGAAACGCGAUGGAUCGCGGCUUCUCAUCCGAUCAUGGGAAUAGCCGGCACCCAGGAGCCUGUCGUCGAUUAUUGUAAUGUGUUCGAGAAUAGUGUGGAGAACUAUAAUGACCCUACCCUAACCUCAUGGCUUCAGCCCAGUAACGACACGAAAAUAAAGCCUUGUCCAGAAUUUGAGCACCGUUCGGGAUAUAAGUCCAUUAUUACGCAGUUCGAUUUGGUAUGCUCGAGAUAUUUGCUGAUAGCAACCACUCAGAGUGCCCAUUUGUUUGGCGUACUUCUUGGAGGAAUUAUUUCCACUCAGCUACUUCAGUCAAUAAGUCCAAGAAACUUAAUGUUAUUAGGAAUGUACAUCCAAAUCGCGUGCGGUUGCAUAACAGGGUACAUAACCGUCUACGAAAUGCACACGCUGUUCCGUUGUUUGAGCGCUCUUUUCUGUGCAUUCAUGUAUACGGGUGGUGCUGUCAUAAUGAACGACAUCACCGGGGGCAAGUUCAAAACCGUCACCAUAUGCCUGUUUGAACAGUUUUGGGCGAUCGGUGUGAUGCUGCUUCCCGGGUUGGACAUGCUAACAAACAGUUGGUCCGAGCUGUACCUAGCCCUAUCGUUGCCGACAUUCGCGUUGAUUUUUCUACACCGGUGGAUUCCGGAUUCACCGAGAUGGCUUCUGAAGCAGGGGAGGAUUCGCGAAGCCAAAGCCUGUUUGGAGGAAGCAGCCAGAUGUAAUGGCACCGAAGAGCACAUUUCGAGUGAUUUUGAGCAUCAGCUGAAGUCGAUGUCCGAGGCGGCUGCAGCGCGACCGGAUCCCGAUCCGUGGUGGACCAUCUGGAGGGAGAAAGCACCUGUCCGGAAUCUGAUUUUGCUGCAUCUGGCAUGGGGCAUUUUCCUAACCAUGUACUACGGAACGCUGUUGAACAUCACUGCCUUCGGAAGGGAGCAAAUUCAUCUGAAUACGGUGUUUGCGGGUGCAUCAGAAAUGACUGGAACAUUCAUCGGGCUAUGUCUGAUCAUGCUUACGAAGAACAAAUGGCAAUGGUGCGGAUUAUUCAACGUAGUUGGAGGUUCAGUGGCUUAUCUGGCAUGGUUAAUUCCAACUGAUAUUACGAAUGAUGAUCGAGUUGCGCUUCUGAUGGGCACGGCCAUGGUCUCAAAGAUGAGCAUUUCCUGUAGCUUGGCUUUGCUGUUCACCUGUACGGCGGAAUUGGUUGAAACAAGCAAAAAGAGUGGCGCGGUCUACUCCUGCACAAUUUGGGGAAGGACCUGUUUUCUGGUGGCUCCAUUCAUAGUCGCCACGGUCAAAUUCGGACAGUUGAUUCCCCUGACGGCAUUCGGAUCCAUAGUCAUAGUUGGUGGAAUUAUCGUACUAUGCAUCAAAGAAAAACCUCAAGCUAAAACCCAGCGCAACUCAAUCUAUCCAGAAACAAUGUUGACAUCUAUCAACCGGUUACCAGAGAAAACAGCAGAUGUCUUCGAACAUAGGUUUUAGUGGCAGAGCGGUGUAAACUUUUUCGUUUGUCUGUGAAUGCGUGUUUUCUCUAGACUAGAAUACCAAAUCGAAUAAAACGUUGUUACCGUUAACGUAAAUAGGUCGAACAUUUGUGGUUUAAUUAUUAUCGAAUUGCGUUCUUAAUGGGCAAAGUCUAAUACAAUGCGAAUCUAAUCUUGAAUUUAAACACCCGCAAUU
Molecule: messenger RNA, 2429 nt
Organism: Armigeres subalbatus
Lineage: Eukaryota; Metazoa; Arthropoda; Insecta; Diptera; Culicidae
Product: organic cation transporter protein-like
Exons: 11
Coding region: 561-2231 (556 amino acids)
Biological process (GO): transmembrane transport
Cellular component (GO): membrane
Molecular function (GO): transmembrane transporter activity
Source: RefSeq, a predicted model, not a curated record